Molecule: messenger RNA, 3210 nt
Organism: Nerophis lumbriciformis (worm pipefish)
Lineage: Eukaryota; Metazoa; Chordata; Actinopteri; Syngnathiformes; Syngnathidae
Source: RefSeq, a predicted model, not a curated record
AUGACGGCGUCCAACUGGGGUCUCAUCAUGAACGUGGUCAACAGCAUCGUUGGCGUGAGCGUGCUUACCAUGCCAUUCUGCUUUAAACAGUGUGGAAUCGUGCUGGGAACGCUCCUGUUGUUCCUUUGCUCCUGGAUGACCCACAAGUCAUGCAUGUUCUUGGUUCACACAGCGAGCAAUACAAAGCGAAGGACCUAUGCUGGAUUAGCUUUCCACGCUUAUGGAAAACCAGGAAAAACACUAGUGGAGACUAGCAUGAUAGGCUUGAUGUUGGGGACCUGCAUUGCCUUCUAUGUGGUCAUUGCAGAUUUGGGCUCCAAUUUCUUUGCUCAGCUGUUGGGUUUACAGGUGACGGGCAGUUUUCGUGUGGUCCUGCUGAUUGCUGUUUCACUCUUUAUCGUUCUUCCUCUGAGUUUGCAGAGGAACAUGAUGUCAUCCAUUCAGUCCUUCUCAGCGAUGGCACUCAUGUUUUACACAUUCUUUAUGUUCACGAUAGUGUUGUCGUCCCUGCGCUACGGCAUAGUCUCAGGCUCCUGGGUGGAGCGGGUUCACCUGUGGCGCUUGAAGGGCGUCAUUCAGUGCCUGCCCAUUAUCGCCACCACCUUCUGCUGUCACCCUCAGGUGCUGCCGACUUACGAUAGCCUGGACGAGCCGUCCGUCAAACGCAUGAGCACCAUCUUCACCUCAGCCCUCAACGUAGUCACAGUCUUCUACAUCACUGUGGGUUUCUUUGGCUACGUCAGCUUCACAGAGAACAUUGCGGGCAAUGUGUUGAUGAACUUCCCUUCCAACUUGGUGACAGAGGUCAUCCGGGUGGGCUUCAUGAUGUCCGUAGCCGUCGGCUUCCCGAUGAUGAUCUUACCGUGUCGCCAGGCUAUCAACACCAUGCUCUUUGAGCAGCAGCAAAAAGAUGGGACAUUUGCUGCCGGUGGAUAUAUGCCGCCUCUACGCUUCAAGAUGAUCACCCUCAGCAUUGUGUUUGGCACCAUGCUGGGAGGCAUUCUCAUACCAAACGUGGAAACCAUUCUGGGGCUAACUGGGGCCACCAUGGGUAGCCUUAUUUGCUUCAUAUGCCCCGCCCUCAUCUACAGGAAGAUCCAAAAGAAUGGCAUAAUCGCUAAGUUGGUGCUUUGCGUGGGUCUUGGCAUCCUUCUUAUCAGCACCUUCACCACUCUAUCCAUCUCAACUCAGGACCCCGUCACCAAAGUUCAAGCUCCACCCCCUCCAGCACCUGACAAGAACAGCAUACCACUACAAGACAUCAUUGAACUGCAUGAGAAUCUUCCAAACAUGAAACCACUAGACAUGGGACAACCAAACCUUCAGGCAGCGAAUGAGCCACAACCUAACAAAAGGCAGCCGGUCGAACCUCCACAGAUUAAAGUACCAGAAGGACUACCUGACGACAAGAAGGAGGAAGAAGUUCAGUUGGACCGUCCUGAUGCUGGUGUCGCUGUGCCAGAGGCAGAAGCCCACCGCCAUGAGCCACCUAUCCCACAUGAUGAGGUCCAGAUAGAUACCAGAAAGAACAUUGCAGAGUUAGAGGAAGAGAAGCAAAAAGUGGAGAAAGAGCAGAAAAGAAGCGAAGAGCAAGGUGGAGAUCAGCCUGUUGCUAAAGGAGAGGAGAGUGCGGAAAAUGUACUCAAGCCAGCCGCAGUGGUUGUGAAGAAAGACGAAGUGGACCUGGGUGGUGGUGAAGUGCGGUCCAACGAAGUGCUUGAGAAGGUGGUCGAAGAAGCAGUGAAGAAUCAAGACGUUGUCCCCAUGAAAAAUGUUGAGAAGCAAGAUGUUGUGAAAGACCCAGUGGCCGCUCACGCCAAUGAAGAUUCGGUGGAGCAAGUACAGAAAGUGGACAAAUCUGCCGAGGCUGCUGGGAAACCGCCACCUGCCGCUGAAGAAGCCCCAGUCGCUGACAGCAAAGAUGCUGGAGAUGAGAAGAUGGACGUGAUAAAAAAGCUGGUUGCAGAAGGCCAGCUGGACCACGCAGUACUGCUGCAGGUCAUCAAAGAGCAGCAAGAGCAACAGAAAAGACUUCUUGACCAGCAGGAGAAGCUUUUGGCAGUCAUAGAAGAGCAGCAUAAGGAAAUCCACCAAAAGCAGCCAGGUGACCUCCAGGAGCAUGCGGAGGAGGUAGACGGAGGAGCUGCGAAACCCCGAGACGCAGGCCUGGGCUCAGAUGUGCAGCAACCCGAAGAAGCAGCAGGAGUCGAGCCUGCGGAUGUUAAGAAUCCAGUUCAAGUUGCAGACAAAGGAGCCGAGGUAGUAAAGUUAGUUCUUCCAGCACCUUACAAAGAAAACAACCCCGCAGAGUCCCAUCAGCAGAGUGAACUCGGAGCCAGAGGAGUGCCGUUAAUAAGGAAUAUACCUGAGGUCCAUCUGCCGGUAGCUCAAAAUGAGCCUGUGGCGAAAGUGCAAAAUGAGGAGCACAAAAUAGAUGAUGAAAAAGACAAAAUGGAGAAUAAGGCCCAGGCCAAACUGGAACAGCUUGAGAAGAAGGAGGAAGAGGAGCGGGAGAACGAGGAAAAGGAAAAGCUGGCUAAGGAGCGGGAAAAGGAGGAAAAGGAAAAGCUGGCUAAGGAGCAGGAACGAGCUCAGAGAGAGAAAAUAGAGAAAGAAGUGCAGGCCCGGGUAGAAAAGGAACGACUUGAGAGGGAGAAGCGAGAGAAACUGGAGAAAGAGAAGGCACAAAAGGAGAAAUUAGCCCAGGAGAAGGCUGCCGAGGAGAGACGCCAACAGAUUGAAAAAGUAGACAGCGCUUUGGUGGACAGGAAAGAAAAAGAGGCUCAGCUUGAGAAAGCUGUUGAAGCCCAAAAGGGCGGCAACGCCGCGCAAGGGGAUCUGGGAGAAGAGGGCGAAGCUUUGAAGAAAGGAGGACGAGACCUCAAACAGAAAGUUGCCGCUCAGGCAGACCCAGGAGAAGACGGCAAAGACGGGCCCGUCAAAGCCCAGGCUGGCCCUGGAGGCUCCCGCGAGAAUGCCAGGGACGAGGGAGAGCUGGAUCUAAGGCGGAGGCGAAGGGCUCUGGGACGCGGCCGAGACGCGGAAGCUCCAGAAAGGCCAGAUGUGCCCAGGGGCGUGCACGGGCUGGAGCCCCUCCUGGAGCUGGGGGGGCCCGACCUGCACGUAGCCCUGGAGGAGAAGCUGCUAGCGGGGGCAAUGGUGCACUCACGGCAGAUUAAGCAGACCUCAGAGGAUCAAGAGAUCAAAUAG